AUGAGUAUCUAUUUACAUACAUAUAUUUUGGAUGUCCCUUUUUUCUUGAAAAAUGUUCGUCACACAGGAAUUGAGGUGUUUGGAAACGAAUAUACAUUUUCAAUGGAUGGUAUAAUAACAAGCAAACCGAAAAGAUCAGGAAUAGGACGGUAUAGUAAAAGUUAUGAAUUAGAAUCUAUGAAGUUAACAUAUUAUGAAUUUUCCGAAAUUUUAAAUGUUCUUGGAAAAAUAUAUAGACCUAAUACAUAUAAUUUUAUAUACAAAAAUUGUAAUCAUUUUUGUGAUGAUUUAUUUGAAUUAUUAUGCGGGAAAAGGUUAUUACAUAGUUUUAUGAUUUAUUCAAGAUUAGGUAAGUUUUUUGGGAACUUUAAAAAUGUAGCAAUGUGUGGAUCUAUUAAUACUAUGGAUAUAACAAAAGAUGAUAAAAAUAUGUAUGUAUGUGCUUUAAGAUUAUCAAAAUCAAUACUUAAAAAAAAUAAAAAUAUAAAUAAAAAAAAAACAAUAUUAUAUCAAAAUAAAAUAAAUGAAGAUAUAAAUCACAAUUUCAUUCAACAACCUUCAUAUAUUAUUCCAUAUAAUUCUACCAUAUCACCAAAUAUGUAUUGUAACCCAAACAUAUUAACUGGAUCAACAGAAAGUUCAAAAUAUGAAAAAUGUUUCAACGAUUUUAGCACAAACACAUAUAAUACAUUAUAUUCAUUAAGCACGACUGACGGGUUUUCUUUUCCAUAA
Messenger RNA from Plasmodium yoelii, 732 nucleotides. RefSeq names its product PPPDE peptidase, putative. Lineage: Eukaryota; Apicomplexa; Aconoidasida; Haemosporida; Plasmodiidae. The record is from RefSeq and is a predicted model, not a curated record. Bases 1 to 732 code for a protein of 243 amino acids. Gene Ontology annotation, molecular function: deubiquitinase activity. Gene Ontology annotation, biological process: protein deubiquitination. The transcript has 2 exons.